This is a messenger RNA of Dentiscutata erythropus, 366 nucleotides long. The record is from the annotation of a GenBank genome assembly. Lineage: Eukaryota; Fungi; Glomeromycota; Glomeromycetes; Diversisporales; Gigasporaceae.
CCUUCAAAAGUAUUAGCCAUGUGUCAAAUUCGAGCUAAAAUUUAUCAAGAUGAAACAAAUGCUAACAUAGAUUAUGCCCGGGAAUGUUUUUAUUCUAAUAGUAUAUUGAAUAAUCAGCUAGAUGAAAUGGAAAUAGAGAACCUUGAAGAGGCAAAUGAUGAUGCUGAUUUAUAUGAAAUUGAAGAAGAUGAUAGCGAUAAUAUUUUAAAUAGUUUGUUAACUAUCUUUGUAGAAAAUCUUGACGAUAUUAUUUGCCAACAAGUUAAUGAUUUAGAACAUCCCGCAGAAGAUAACUCAGCUAAAUGGAAUUUAUAUGAUUUAUUUGUUUCAGACAUAGAAAUUCCGGAUUAUUUUAAUAUGCUUUAA